UAUGUAUAUCCAAGCAAACUGCAUCCUGAAUUUGUCACACCAGCGCUAGCGCUAAUAGACACAGAGAGUAUCGAGAAUGACUUGAAAGGCUUUGUGCACGAUUUACCAGGCGAUCGGUACUACAAGUCAGACAACGGACGCAAGGCUGCCCUAUAUGUGAAAGACUACUUGCGUGGAUUGAUUAGCGGGUCUGCACAUCCAGAGCGGUUUGAGGUCGAGCAGUUUGAACACGAGUGGAAACAGCCGAGUAUUCUUUUUCAGAUCAAGAGAGACACCUCUACGAGCUGGCAGAGCGACAAGAAGGUGAUUAUCGGCUGUCACAUCGAUUCCAUCAACUUCAAGUUCUACCACGACGCACCCGGUGUGGACGACAAUCUCUCAGGCAUUGUAACCGUAGUGCAGUCCAUCCGGCAGAUAGUUCGGCUUGUCGAAAGUGGGCAGCUUGCGAUGAGAAAUUCGCUGGAAUUCCAUUUCUACUCCGCAGAGGAAAUUGGUUCUCUGGGAUCGAUACAGGUGUUUGAGGCUUACAGGCGCCGAAACAACGAAGUCGUCGCCUUACUGCAGCAAGACAUGACGGGAUACACCCAGAAGUCGCUGGAUUCCGGCCACAAAGAGCACUUCGGGAUAAUAACUGACUACACCUCGCAGUCCUUGAUGCAGUUCACUAAGAAGAUCAUCGAUCUGUAUUGCGACAUACCGUAUCUAGACACACAGUGUGGGAAGAUAUGCUCGGACCACAUCUCGGCCUUGAUGUACGGGUACCCAGCGAUAUACGUGCUAGAAAGCAAGGUCGACUUGAGCAACCCGUUCAUCCAUUCUGCACAGGACACGAUAGAGCGGAUCGACUAUGCGCAUAUGCUGCAGCACACAAAACUGACAACUGCCUUUGCCCUCGAGUUGGCCAUCAGUGACGAAAUU
This is a messenger RNA of Pichia membranifaciens NRRL Y-2026, 918 nucleotides long. RefSeq lists its product as hypothetical. NCBI's taxonomy places the organism in Eukaryota, Fungi, Ascomycota, Pichiomycetes, Pichiales, Pichiaceae. Gene Ontology annotation, biological process: proteolysis. The annotation marks the transcript as partial. The transcript has a single exon. The record is from RefSeq and is a predicted model, not a curated record. Gene Ontology annotation, molecular function: metalloexopeptidase activity.